GUGCUACCUAACGUAAUGCAGUGCCCCUAUAUUUAAUGUUUGCCGGUGCAAUAAUUGUGCUUUAACGAGGGUUAAAUAUAAAAAAAAAGUUAUAAAAGAUUAUAUUUAGACAAGAUGCACGACUCGAAAAUGUCUAUCUUCAAAUAUAAAGGCACGUAACAUCGACUUUACCAUUGUGAUAAACUGGAUGGAUAAACGCAGCGAAUAACAAGUAACGUGCCAACGUGUUUUGGAGGUUUGGUUCGGAGUUCGGAGCUGAACGGAGUGCGAAAGUGAAUUAGGUUAGGAUUCGUUAAAGAUAACUUUCGCAAUUCUGUUUCCACUCUACGAUAACAGAAAAUUAUAUUAAGGUAGAAAAACAUGUCAGACACUUCUGACGAUGAAUUAAAUUGUGGCGAUCAAGAGAAAACAUCGUGGAUUUUAUAUAAAAAUCGCGAUGAGUGGAGUGACGUGACUCCUUUACCCCAGGAUGACGGUCCCCAUCCUGUGGUAUCAAUUGCAUAUUCCGAAAAGUUUAAGGAUGCCUAUGAUUAUUUCCGUGCCAUUCUGAAGUCAGGUGAAAAGUCAGAACGUGCUCUAGCUUUAACCGAAGCCUGUAUAUGGCUUAAUCCGGCCAAUUAUACCGUAUGGCAGUACAGAAGAGAGAUACUUAAAGCUCUAGAAAAAAACUUAAUUGACGAAUUAAAAUAUACCGAUCGAAUGAUAAAAUACAAUUCUAAAAAUUAUCAGGUUUGGCAUCACAGAAAAAUCAUUGUCGAAUGGCUGCAAGAUCCUAGCGAAGAAUUAGCGUUCAUCGAAACUGUUUUACGUAAAGACGCAAAGAAUUAUCAUGCUUGGCAACAUCGUCAGUGGUGCAUACAAACUUUUAAUUUAUAUGAUAAGGAGUUGGAAUAUGUAGAACAAUUGUUAAAUGAUGAUGUCCGUAAUAAUUCUGCUUGGAACCAGCGCUAUUUUGUAAUAAGUAAUACGACAAAGUUUGAGCAGGAAGUGAUAGACAGGGAAGUUGAUUUUGCGCUGGAGAAGAUCGAGUUAGAAAAAGGAAAUGAGAGUGCAUGGAACUAUUUAAGAGGAAUAUUGUUACAUAGCAAAGGCUUGGGUUAUAAUGAAAAAGUAAGACAUAAGUGUGAAGAAAUGUAUAAGGAAGGAUGUCGUACUAAUCAUUUAUUGGCCUGUAUAAUUGAUAUCUGCCAAGAAAGUCCAUCUGAUGAAACCCCGUCCUCUUUGUUUCAUAUUAAUUUUGCGUACGAGUUAUGCAAGGAUUUAGCGAAGAAAUAUGAUACAAUAAGAUGGCGGUAUUGGGAUUACAUAGCUAGCCAGCUAGCGAUAAAAUUGACUCUUCAGAUAACUAAAGCAGACUCUUCGGAUUAACAACCACAACAACCUUGUAGUAUGAAUUGUUCAAAAAAUUUUAGAUAACGUUUUACAUAUCAAUCUAUAUGAUUGAUAUAUUUCGGCCUCUUUUGCCUACAAGUAUCAAGUAUAUAUAUUGCAUGACUGAAAAAUUAUUCAGUUUAUACAAUUUCUUUAUGUUAAAACAAGAGACACACUUAUGAUUUAAAAAUAUAUAACUCUUAUAAUACAAUUUGUAAAUUAAAUUCUAGGAUUAUAUUAAGCACAAUGUGUAGAAUCAAGCUAUAUAUCUAUUAUGCCGAUAUUGUUAAUUUAAAUAAAAUAAUCUCUAUCAUUAU
Molecule: messenger RNA, 1688 nt
Organism: Temnothorax curvispinosus
Lineage: Eukaryota; Metazoa; Arthropoda; Insecta; Hymenoptera; Formicidae
Gene: Fnta
Product: protein farnesyltransferase/geranylgeranyltransferase type-1 subunit alpha
Exons: 5
Coding region: 361-1368 (335 amino acids)
Biological process (GO): protein farnesylation; protein geranylgeranylation
Cellular component (GO): CAAX-protein geranylgeranyltransferase complex; cytoplasm; protein farnesyltransferase complex
Molecular function (GO): CAAX-protein geranylgeranyltransferase activity; protein farnesyltransferase activity
Source: RefSeq, a predicted model, not a curated record